AUGUUAAAAAUCAUCAGAACCCUUGUAAUAGGAUUUUUUCUACUGACUGGUGUUUUUUCCUCAAACACUACUGUAAUCGUCUCAACAGCUGACAUAUUUGAGCUAAUCCCUUAUGGAUGGACUAGCCAGCAACUAUGUUGGCUGUAUCUAAAGUCAGUACACACUCGCACCACAACGGAUAGAUCAGGGAGGAUAAUGACAUCUUCGUCAUUCGGGAACGAAGUUGUCUUGAUAUUCAAGGAGAGACUUGUGCCUGGACAAGGGGCUGAACCACACACGAUAGACUUGGACAUUAACACGUAUAGCGGCACUAAGAAGUAUUCUGAAUCGGAAGAUUAUUGCACGAUAUUCGUGCAACAGUUGGCAUCCGUCUUAUAUAUGCGAUCGGGUGAUUGGCGGCGGUCAGUCAGAGAUGUAACAUUCAAGAACACUAAAUGCGAGGCCCGGAAGCAGUGGUGCCCAGCGUAA
This is a messenger RNA of Torulaspora delbrueckii, 468 nucleotides long. It is a transcript of the gene CSS3, whose product is annotated as Css3p. Lineage: Eukaryota; Fungi; Ascomycota; Saccharomycetes; Saccharomycetales; Saccharomycetaceae. The record is from RefSeq and is a predicted model, not a curated record. The coding region runs from base 1 to 468 and encodes 155 amino acids. The transcript has a single exon.